UCUCACUCUAGAAUACAAAAGCCUGGCACAAUUCGCUUUGUACUUGAAUAUUUAAGUGGAAAGUGAAAUAAAACUAGUCGCGUGGAGUGAGCCGGUUUGGCAGAGCUCGAGCAGCACAACGCGAGUUGAAGAUUGGGACAACAACAAAAGUAAAAGCAACCUGGACCUUUGAGCUAACUUAAAUGCAUUUGACAAAGAGCAGGUGAGAAGUCCAUGUUUGCCUCGUCGCUUGGUGAUGGAAGGACUGGCUGGUGGUGUUAGUUUGUGUGCUGUUCUCAAGGCAACAGUCUGAAGUUCAUGCAUUCACAUGAAGAGCGCUGCUUUUGCCCUGGAAGACAGUGAUAAUGUUCAAGGUCAUGUUAAAUCACCUUGAUGACCCUUGAGUGGACAUUACGCAGGCUGUUCAUAAAACAUUCAUAAAUGGUCAGCUGCUAGAGAUGACAUCAAUAUCAAUGUUGAGCUGCAGGUGGUAUAGGAGCUCAAGGUGGAAUAAAGGAGAGCGAUAAAGAGCCAGGUAAUGGAGCGGAGUAGAGGUGGUAACACCGCAGGGGUUCUGGUGUGGACACCAGCCCCAGCAUACUUCUCUCCCUCAAGCCCAGAUGGGUCGGACUUCAGCUGGGAUGAAGAACCAGAUGAGGACUUUCAAAGCCAGAUGGAUGAGAAUGGCAUCAUUGGUCUGGCAGAGAGUCAAGGGCAGCAGGAGGAACGAGAGGAGGAGAUUGCAGAAGACCUGUUGUGGGAUGUGAAGACCCCUGAGCCUGAGCAUGGGCCACCACCUGCACUAGAGGAGAUAAGCUGUCACCUGAGUGAGCUGCUGGACUCUGAGCCGCUCUCUCAGGCCACUGGAGAUGACUGCCGCUCUCCAUCUCUGCAGGAAGAACACAAAACAAAAGAUGACCGAAGUGUUUUGUUGGAAGAUUGGACUGAAGAUGAGGACAGUACAGGGAGUCCAACAAUCCACAGUCACAAAUUAAACUCUUUCCCGCAGAGAGAGACGGUGCUAGACAUGACUGAUGAGGAAACAGAAGAGAAAGAAACGUGUGAAGAUGCUCAGAGAUUCAUGGAUCAAACAUUUCCGGUCACAGAAGAGAUGGCAUCUAUGUUUGAAAGGGUGAAGAGCUGUGAUUACAGUGAGAUCUCUGAAAAUAUUCAAAUUUCAGGAAUCCCAGAGCAUUCUGAGCAAAGUGAUUCUGAGGAACUUGAGGAAACCAAUGGGCAAUUUCUGCCAGUCUCGCAUCGUAUCUCACGAAACGCUUCUAAUCCCAUCAGUUUUCCCCAUUUGUCCUCAGAGGAACUGAUGAAUAACUGUGGAAUUGAAGCUGAGAUUUUUCCAGAGGCAGACAUUAGGGCAGAGUCGUCUCUUAGAACCCCUAAAACAUACCACACGGUUAGAUCAAAAGGGGAGGAGAUUAAACACAAGAUUACACCUCAAACUUCAGCCAGAAGCCCUGUAAUAAAAAUCAGACUUGGAAAAACACACCAAGAUGGUAUGAGUGGAGAAAAAGUAGGGCUACACUGUCCUAAUCACAAUCUGCAGCCUCCAACGCCCUCUCCCAGAAAAACAAACCCAGCUUCCUGUGACGAUCAGGUUUCCAUUCCAGCGCAGUGCAUUUCUAAAGCAAGCGUCUCCCCCUCAGAGCGUUCGCCACCUCCUACACCUCACCGGUCUUCAGCAAUAAAGAACCACAAAACCUCUCACACUGAUCCAGAUGACGUCAGGAAAGGACAGCUGAGUCACCCUUUACCUGAUUUCUCCAAAGUGGAGCCGAGGGUACGCUUCCCGAAAAAGAGUGGAUACAAACCUCCUAAAAGCCGUCAACCUCCUCAUGAUAGAACAUCACACCCGGAUCUUCCUGUAGUGUUCAAGUCCCCUGCUGAGAUUGUGAGAGAGGUCCUUUUGAGCAGCUCUGAUAGGUCUCCAGGAAGCCCCUCCAUCAGUGGGGCCCACAAGCGUCUGCACAGCACAGUACCAGAGGAGUUCCGCUGCCCCCAGCAGGCCAGCACACUGAUGCAGCAGCUGCAGGAGGACUAUAACAGGCUGCUUACCAAGUAUGCAGAAGCUGAAAAUACUAUCGAUCGACUUCGCCUUGAAGCAAAGGUUGGUCUCUGUUCUGAACCCCCAAAACCCAGUACAGCUAUCCUGUCAGGUGUUAUUCAGGAAGCGUCAAAGGUCAUAACGCUCAGUUUUCCUCAAGCGCAGAGGGCAGAGUUCGGCGCAGGCUCUGCUCACCUGUUCCAGCAGAGGGAUCACUCGGAAAACUGCAGAAAAACACCAACUCGUCCUUCCUCUGUGAACUCGGUCAGCUCGAGGAGGUCUGGAUCUCUCACUGCAAACCACCUAACAGAGACUCUGACCAAACAAACUCAAAGAUUUCAGCUACAGGUUGAUGCUUUUGAGGCACUUCUAAAGAAUGGGAAGCUCAAGUCCUGUGAACAGAUAAAGGGUCUCUCCACACUGGCACAGGGGCAGGAGUCUCUUGAACAUGCUUACCUAGAUGCACGAGCCCAGUAUCAGAUGCAGCAGCAGCAGAGAAAAGGCAAGCAUGUCACCUUUGACCCAGACAGGGACCUAGAAGGUCAGAUCUUCAGGUCAGGGAUGCGAUUGGAGGAGCUGAAGGAGUGGCUGGACCAAGCAGAACAGAACAAACCCAUUUCUGAACCUACUUUAAACCCUCCUACAGAUGUGCUCUGUGUGUCCAUGCUGGAGACCGAACCUCUGCCUGAGAGCCCACUGUCUGCUGUCCAUCCUGAGGCUUGUGUUGGUGUGGAGGUUAGUUCAGUUAGCGGAGAGAGUGAUGCAGACGGAGAGGAGGAAGAAGAGAUCCUCCCAUUUCUUCUUCAUCCCAUCCAUGUCAAACACCAGCGAGUAGAGAGAGACUUCAGUAAGCUCGUGGACUGCUAUCAGAGUUUUAAAGAGCUGCCUGGGAUGCUGGACCCAACUGUGACUUUAAAGAGCCAUGACUUGCUUUAUUUUGGAGACUCUGCUUCUCUUGGGAAUACAAGUGUAACGGACAGACAACAACACAGGAUUUUUAAUGAGAAAAAGACGACGACAUCUGCUCAGCAGCAGGCAGCAGCAGAUUGUGUCCCUCCCUCCGGCCCAUCUGUCAGGUCACAGGUGUGUGACUCUAUGGAAACUCACCUAGAGGCUCUUUGCCACUCCUCGGUGUUGCCAGGGCAACCGGGCAGGGAAAGGAAAAUAGCAGGAAACAGGAAAACUCAAAGCAGUAGCCUGACCAGCCUGGCAGAGAGCACAGAACCCAGAACUAUGGGUUUAAAAGCAAAGGCUAAGACUGUCAGAGCAUCUCCUCUGGAUUGGGUUAAGUCUCCAGAGACAGACAGUGGCUUUAUGGGCUCUGAGAGUCAGCUCACUCCUGCAGUACACAGUCCUCUCCAGCAGAGGGCAGUGGCGAGUUCCAUCGGGCCGUCUGGCCCGCGUGUGAACACAGAAAGACCAGAGUCUGCUCCUCCUGCUAGACAGCCUUUUGCCAUCUCCCCCACUCAAUCACAACCCUCUCCAAAUACCCAAGGAGAACACCUCACCAAGUCUGAAGGAUGCAUGGGUCCUGUGAGGAGGAGAAGAGGGGAGGAAAUGUGUUCUUCUUCCAGCCUUACUCCCUCAUUAUCCCCCAUUCAUUGGCCCAAUAGCACCCUCCUGCCCUGGCCGAGCAGCCUGACCAGCCAAUCAGAGCAUGGGAGUGAUCAGGUCCGUUUCUUAUCAGGGGAUGAGAAAUCACAGGAUGGCCAGUACCCACAACCAGCCAAUCAGCAGCUCCGCUCUCACAGAAGCCCUUCCCUCCAUGUGCCUAAUCACCACGGUGACCACCUCAAAGCCCAAAGUUCCAUUCAGCUAACAAAUCAGCAAGAGGCUCUUCGAUCUCUACAGCAAGAAGUGAACCGAUUGAAAGAGAGACUAGAGGGAAAUCUGAGACUCUCCAAACCUACCAGUCCUGUCAGAGUGCCCUCUUCUGCCACAGAAGAUACCAGGGAUCAGGCUUCCCCACAGACCACAAGGUCUUCAGACAGGAGAAGGCAGCAGAAAGAGAGAGGGAGGAAUGGAGAACAAGAGAGAGGAAACUCGCCAAGAUCCGCAUCUUUACCUCGACAUCGGCCUCAAACUGAUCCAACGACUAAUUCGGAGCUUGUCCAAUCUGAGCCACGACCAUCAACUUUAAGACAUGUCCUGAUGUCCCCUAUGACAUCACGAGGAAGAGGACAAACCAGAGGAUUUGGAAGUCACAAAGAGGACAGUACAUCAGGCAGAUCUGACAAUAGAGAUGAAACCGAAUCAAGCCGAGGACCAGAACCUGCCUGCCCACAUUGCAUGUCAGACCGCACUGGUUCCUUGACACGUCCAGUGAGGAGUAGGAGCUCUUCACAUCUCUCACAGCCUUCCUGCAGCCAUUGCCCAUUGUGUGGUGCAUUACAAGCCAAUAAAAGGGCCUCUCAACCAGCCAAUCAGGAGCCAGUCUCCACCCCCAGAGGGAGUCGGCCAAUGAGAUCCUCCUUACAGAGGGACAGAGGAGGUGUGAAUGUGGCUCCUCCCCCCAAAGUUCUGGGAGGUGUUCCAGUUGUCCCAUAUGUGCCCGUCUAUCCUUCAACUCUUUACUUCUCCGGUCCUGUGACGUCACAGGCCUACUCACAACCCUUUAACAUCUCAGUCAGUCCUGUCAGAGAUGAGAGGCCAGGGGUCAGAGGUCAUCGCAGACGAUCGGUCUCUUUGGACCAUCAGCAGCACACUCUAGACAGCUCUCUGACCCGUGCCAUCACGGCAGCUAAAAACAUGAGAGAGGUCUCGCAUCGCAUGGCUCACUCUCUGACCUCAGGACUGCACAGCAGUAGCUUCCUCACCUCAUCCUGCACCUACUGACAUCAGCGUUUACAUCUGUUCAUUUAGCAGACGCUUUUAUCCAAAGCGACAUUUAUUCAUUUUUAUUAGUUUACAAAAACAACUGUUUUUCUCGUAGUGGUGUGACUGAUGCAGACAUGCAAUGCUGCAGUGGAAAAUGAUGGAAAAUGUGAGAUGUCUCAGGUGUGCUGUAGCUACUGUUAGAGCUGAUAGCUGCAUUAUGGCAGCUUAAACAUUCUAAGUUUGUACAUACAGUGACCCCUAAAAAUAUUAGACCAAUCUUAGGCCACACUUAAAGAUGUAUACAUUUUAGGUUUUAAAAAACCAUAAAUAUACUGUUCAAAAUGGAGUUUACAUUAGAACAUGUUUAUAGCUGUGAUGAAAUACACUAUGCUAGGGCACCUGUGUGAAUUUGAGGACUUCAUAUAUCCACUAAAAGCAUUUGUUUUGGAGAGUCAGUUGUCUGUUUUUUGUUACAUAAUGCCAAGACAUUAAUGCAUGUUUAAGUGUGGUUUAAAUGUCCAAAUACUUUUGGGUCCACUGUAGUACACCUUUUUCUGGAAAAUCCAAAUAAUGUAACAGAUUUAUAUGUACUUUCACAGUGUGAAGGUGAACCGGUUUUGUUUAUAAAUCUGUCAGUGACAGGUUUUUAAAUCUUCAUUUUUUUCUAAUAGGGAGAAAAUGGGUAUAGUGCUACUCUAGAGUUUUUAUUUAUAUUACCAUACUUUUGUGCUGUAUUUGUUUACUUAGAAUUUCCAAACGGCAUAACCUUUUUAAUGUAAAGGCAUGUGUGACAUGGUUUUCUACCCCACAGUCAAAAUAAGCAGUUUGAUUGAGUGGAGUAUAUAGAGUCCAGCAUACUUUAAGUCCUAGAAGAGUCUGUAGCAGCAUUGAGGUCAGUGUGAAAAGAACAGCAUGCAUUUCACGUUGUGGAAACAAAAACGGAUUAGUUAUUAGUGUAAGUUUUUAUAGGUUAUGCAAUAUUGAUUAUUU
Sinocyclocheilus grahami is the source of this 5842-nucleotide messenger RNA. It is a transcript of the gene akna, whose product is annotated as AT-hook transcription factor. NCBI's taxonomy places the organism in Eukaryota, Metazoa, Chordata, Actinopteri, Cypriniformes, Cyprinidae. Gene Ontology annotation, biological process: epithelial to mesenchymal transition; neuroblast division in subventricular zone; neuroblast delamination. Bases 518 to 4870 code for a protein of 1450 amino acids. Gene Ontology annotation, cellular component: centrosome. The record is from RefSeq and is a predicted model, not a curated record. The transcript is spliced from 24 exons.